Messenger RNA from Neurospora tetraspora, 2202 nucleotides. Its product is annotated as glucosidase II beta subunit-like protein-domain-containing protein. NCBI's taxonomy places the organism in Eukaryota, Fungi, Ascomycota, Sordariomycetes, Sordariales, Sordariaceae. Bases 403 to 2202 code for a protein of 599 amino acids. Gene Ontology annotation, biological process: retrograde protein transport, ER to cytosol; endoplasmic reticulum unfolded protein response. The record is from RefSeq and is a predicted model, not a curated record. The transcript has 2 exons. Gene Ontology annotation, cellular component: endoplasmic reticulum lumen.
GUUAUUCGCAAGUUGACAUGGGAAGGAAGAGCAUAGGUGAGAAGCUGCGGUGGUCAUGUUACGUUGUUGCGAAUUGAUGCUGCCCUAACACCCCGCAGCCACUUCAACGUGUAGGGCUGUUAGUCAAUCCCUCCCCACUAACACUAACAGGCCCCAUAACAUGACAUAAUGGCGGCAGGCGAGAUGAUUCGGCAGCAACGAUAAGGACACCUUAUCAAAGACGCGAGCUGGCGGCAUUGGCGUUUGGGAGCGACCGACGAUGCGACGGCGGCGGGAAGCUUCCUUCAAUCUUGCAACGGCAACCACCUAGCCCAAACAUCCUAAGGAUUCGGAUGUCCGAAUUCCUGACAUCUUCUCUCAACUAAUUGUACAUGUGAGGGCACAUUCAUCACCAGCGGCAUCAUGCGCCGUCCAAGUCUAGCUCUCCUAGCUCUGAGCUCGCUGCCGUUUGGCAGUGCUCGACAGCCCAGCAGCUUCAGCAUCCACCAAGAUCUGCUGGCACAUCCCCAGUUUGAAGUAAUCUUUUCCGACAGCUACAUCUCCGAGGCCGACGCCUUUGCCCUCCUCGAAGCAGCCAACAAGGCACCCAAACCGACCCCCGCGAGCGACGGCGCGAAAGAUGGCUCGACACAGACCGAUCUGACCAGCGAGAUCCGCGAAUCCGCGACCGCAAACGCCGACUCCGACAAUGGCGACGAUACCACAGAUGGCACCUCGCAGCUUAGAGAGACAUACGAGCUCAUCGCCCACCCGCCUAUGCGCUACCUUUGCUCGAUCCCUAUCAUCGCCCCGCCGCCAGCUCUUAACAAGACCGCAACCGAGCUCGCCAAAGCCGAAGAAGCCCGCGAGGUAACCCGCGCAUACAACAAAGGAUGGGAACUCAUGCGCGGCCUGGAAAACGAAUGCCUUCACUUCAUUAGCGGUUGGUGGAGCUACCAAUACUGCUACGGCAAGUCGAUCGUGCAAUACCACGCCGUUCCUAACCCGAAAGGCGGUCCCCCUUUACGCGACAAAAACAGCCAGGAGUACAUUCUCGGAACAUCCUUGUCGCCAUCCUCCCAGUCCCAAAAGGGGAAGCAAAUCGAAGUCCCCAAUACCGAACAGAAACAGCUCUCCCCGCCUCCAAACACCGAGCUCCAAGCCAAAGACAACCAGCGCUACCUCGUCCAGCGACUAGACGGGGGCACCAUUUGCGAUCUUACGGGCCGUCCACGCACCAUCGAGAUUCAGUACCACUGCAACCCGGCCCUCUCAGGCGACAGAAUCGGUUGGAUCAAGGAAGUCACCACCUGCGCCUAUCUAAUGGUCAUCCACACCCCACGACUCUGCGCCGACGUUGCGUUCCUCCCGCCCAAGGAAACCAAGGCGCACCCGAUUACUUGUCGCCAGGUCAUCAGCUCCGACGAGGAAGCCUUGUCGUUCAACCAACGGAGGAAAAACAUGAUCGACUCAUCAGCAGCAGCAGCCGCCACAGCCCAGGACCAAAAGCAGGGGUCAGGAUCCGGGUCAACCGAAAAGAUGUCCUACCAAGGCCUAACAGUAGCCGGCAUCCCCAUCGGCGCGCGCCGCAUCCUGCCCUCAACACACGUCCUUCCUCUGCCACGUCAUCUUCAACAACAACGACAGGAAGAACAGCAAGGAAACCUCCUCGAAGCCUUAACCAAAGCGGCUUUCAAAGCGGACGUUUUUGGUCAUUAUGGCGAUAACAACCACGCAGGGGCUGGCAAGGGAGGAGCAGCAGCAGCAGGCAAGGGGCAGGGUGGCCAGAAAGAAAUGAAGAAGAUGAGGAUUUCGGAAAGAGAUAUCGAUAAGCUGGGGCUGGAUCAGCAGACUCUGGAGGCUAUCAGGGAGGAGAUCAGAGCGGCGGGGUUGGAUCCUGAUAGGGAUUUGAAUGAUGAGAGGGAGGGAGGGGGGGAGAUUGUGUGGGAGUUCUAUGCGGAUGUUGCGGGGGAUGAGGAGGACGGGGUUCCGGAGGAGGGAACGGAGAGGGCUUUUUGGUAUGGGGAGGAAAGAUCUGAGGAGGGAGAAGAGCAAACUGAGGCUGGGGAGGGUCAGAAGAGGAGGAAGGAGGAGGGGAAUAAUGGAGAGGGAAGCGGGAGUGGGAACGAGGAGGGGAAUAAUGGAGAGGGAAGCGGGAGUGGGAACGAGGAGGGGAGUAAAGAGGAAGGGAGUAAGGAAGAGUAUUAUAGGGAUGAACUCUGA